Molecule: messenger RNA, 291 nt
Organism: Eubalaena glacialis (North Atlantic right whale)
Lineage: Eukaryota; Metazoa; Chordata; Mammalia; Artiodactyla; Balaenidae
Gene: SPATA45
Product: spermatogenesis associated 45
Exons: 1
Coding region: 1-291 (96 amino acids)
Source: RefSeq, a predicted model, not a curated record
AUGGCAUCUGUAAACAGAACCAGUGAAAUAAUUAAAAAACUUAAAGCAGACAAACAUCUCCUGGAGGAGAUAAACGAAAGGCGUGAAUCCAACUGCUUGGUGGAAAGAAGCAAUCAAGUCAGCUUACUGAGAGUUCAAAAGAGGCAUUUCAAUGGUGCCUACAAGUCCCUUACUCAUGCCCAAAUCAAAGAACCUGUUCCUGACAGUGGCAGGAGCUCCUGGGUCAAACUGAGUCCCCUUGUUCACAAGGAGAAAAGGCACUUUCCACUAAAAAGUAAGAUGUUGUGGUAG